This is a messenger RNA of Lodderomyces oxycetoniae, 2349 nucleotides long. RefSeq lists its product as uncharacterized. NCBI's taxonomy places the organism in Eukaryota, Fungi, Ascomycota, Pichiomycetes, Serinales, Debaryomycetaceae. The transcript is spliced from 2 exons. The record is from RefSeq and is a predicted model, not a curated record. Bases 1 to 2349 code for a protein of 782 amino acids. Gene Ontology annotation, molecular function: ATP binding; protein kinase activity. Gene Ontology annotation, biological process: protein phosphorylation.
AUGACACUUGAACUGAAUUUCAAGAAACUAUUUAAUACAAAUUAUCCCACAACUUCGGUUUCAAAAACAACUGUUACUACAACACAUUCCAAGUUGAAACAAAGUAGCAGCUUAUCUGCACAUUAUUCGUCACCAAACUUGACCUGUUUUGCUGAAGGAGAAGCAAAAGCAAAAGAAGCAAAGGAAGAAGAAGAAGGGUGGCAGAAGGAGAAAGGAAUAGUAGUAUCAAAUGCCAAUACAAACCAUUCUAUAAUGAACGUCUCAACAUCACCAAAAACAAUAGCUACGGCUACAGCUACAGCUACAGCUACGGCUACAAAAGCGAAAACCAUUUCCAAAGAUGAAACUCUAAAAAGAGACACCUGCCUAUCAACAUCAUUCACGUUUGAUACCUCGUUAAACCAUUUGUAUCCUGAACUACCCUCCAAUUUUAAACUACUUGGUGUUCUCGGAGAAGGUGCAUUUUCAACUGUUUACAAGGCUAUUGAUUCAAACAACAACACACCUGUUGCGAUCAAAAUCAUUAGCAAAGCACAUUUGUCCCCCAAGCAGUUUCUCAAUAUAAGGAAUGAAAUCAAAAUCAUGAAAAGAGUCCAUCAUCCUAAUAUAUUACAACUACUUGACUCCUUUGACACUGAGAAUUAUUGUUUUCUCAUAUUAGAGUACUGUAAUGGUGGAGAAAUAUUCAAUAAAAUCAUUGAAUAUACAUAUUUCUCGGAACAGUUAUCACGUCAUGUGUUUCAGCAAUUGCUAUCGGCUAUCGAAAACUUGCACAGAUUAAAUAUUGUCCAUCGUGAUAUCAAACCGGAAAACUUGCUAUUCAAGAGAAUACCUUACUAUCCCAGAUCUACUGAAGAAUAUCGGAAGCAUUUGCGUAAAUCCGAUGACGAUUCAAAGGUAGAUGAAGGAGAAUUUAAACCACAUAUAGGAGGGGGUACAAUUGGAAUGAUUAAAUUGGCCGAUUUUGGUCUUGCCAAGCAAUUGGUUGAUGACUAUGAUCAGUCCAAUGUUGCACUAAAAACACCAUGUGGUACAGCAGGUUAUACUGCUCCAGAAGUCAUUACAUGUAAUUCCAAAAAUUGUUACCUGAGCUUUAACUGCUUGAAAAAAUCCAAGAAUCAUUAUUCAAGAGCGGUAGAUAUUUGGUCUUUGGGUUGUUUCCUAUAUACUAUAAUGUGUGGAUUCCCACCGUUUUACGAUGAUGAAACAAAUGAUGUGACAAUGAAGAUCAUAAAUGGUGAUUUUGUCUUUUUACAACCUUGGUGGGAUGAGAUCAGUGAUGAUGCCAAGGAUCUAAUUUCCAAAAUGUUGAAUGUUGAUCCUGAAAAGAGAAUUACAAUUGAAGAGAUUUGGCAACAUCCUUGGGUUAAGGGAGGUGAAGAUUGUAGCAACAACAACAACAGCAGCAGCAGCAUCAAAAAUAACAACGGCGGAAUACAUGUAAAUUCUGUUUCAGAAUCGAGCAAUUAUUUUCAACAAGCUUACGAAGUUUGUAACAUUGAAGAUAUUAACGAUACAGUAGAAGGAUUAGCUGUCACUUCUGUGUAUAAACAACCAGCAGUGUUAUCACCUCGUGCUAGAGCUAUCAAAACCGUGUUUGAUAACCCAGCUAGGUUAGGUAGUAGAAAAUUCGAUGAGACUUCGUCCCAAUUUAUUGAAAGUAUAAAUGAAGAAGAAGACGAUGAUGAAGAAGAUGAAGAUGAAGAUGAAGAAGAAGAAGAAGAAGAAGAAGAAGAUGAUGAUGAUGACGGAGUGGUGCAGCAGAGUAAAAUGCAAAUUGGUAAUGGCUCUGCUCAUUCUCAGCAUGGUGAAUAUGUUCGUACUCCAUAUCUUACUCAACUCAAUUUCAAGAACGUGUUCAAUAUAGAUAGAUCACAGAUUGACAUUGAUGCAAAUAAAGAGGAAGAGGAAGAUGAAGAUGAUUUUGCUGAGGAAAUCUCUGAGUUGGACGAUGAAAUUGCUAGCUUACAAUUAACCCCUCGAAUGAUUACAAAAUGCAAAAGUAUCACUUCUAGUAACACUAAUACUAAUACCACCACCACUACUACUACCAGUGCACUGCUUGCAGCAUCCAAGAUUUUCCAAGAUGAAAUAGCAGCUGAAGCUGGGGAGGAUGAUUACUCAACGACCAAUUCAAAUCUGGAUAAUGAAAUUACUGAAUAUCAAACUAGAUCGUCAUCAAUUAUCUCAGGAAUAAAUGGAGAUUACAAAUUUACCAUGAAUAUGAAUGAUUCUAAUUUAUUAGCUAGACGGAAAUCAUCAGUAAAAAGAAAUGGUGGAUCGAUUGGUUGUAAUUCAAAUAUAAGCAUACAUACGGUUGAAGAAGCCGAAGGAUUAGAAAAGAAGUAA